This is a messenger RNA of Toxorhynchites rutilus septentrionalis, 1516 nucleotides long. Its product is annotated as zinc finger protein Gfi-1b-like. Gene Ontology annotation, molecular function: RNA polymerase II cis-regulatory region sequence-specific DNA binding; DNA-binding transcription factor activity. Lineage: Eukaryota; Metazoa; Arthropoda; Insecta; Diptera; Culicidae. Gene Ontology annotation, biological process: regulation of transcription by RNA polymerase II. The record is from RefSeq and is a predicted model, not a curated record. The coding region runs from base 189 to 1238 and encodes 349 amino acids. The transcript has 2 exons.
GCCGUCAUGCUGUAACCCAUAUCUAGUUUUGAUAUUUCUCUUCCGGGUUCAAUUCAAUAAGCCGAAUGUUCAUUGUGAAAUAGUUAAUAUAGUGAAUAUAGUACUUGAUAUUACUUGAUUUGUUUUUGGCAAGUUUUCUAAUUGAUUACAAUAAGUGAUCUCGGUCAUAUUAUAUUAUUUCCUGCGAAAUGUUUAACUCACAUGACCAAUCUCCUCCAUCGGAAUGCGCUUCAAUGAAUACUAAAAUUGAAUAUAUUGGAAGUGAUCGCAUGACCAUUACAGAAACAGAAAUAACAUCAGCUAUGCGACAAAACGAUAAUUGUUAUCAACAGCCCACGCGGCUCCCUGCCUACGAGCAAUCACCGAAAUGUGCCUACGACGAUCUAUUUGGAGAAAUCACGGACUUCGUGAACCAAUCAAUACCAUUGGAAUUGAACGACCUAGGAGAUAUAAAUUUGGAAAAAUUCCAACAGGAACAACACCUGCAUCAGCACGUGGCGGAGAAUCAUUUUCCAGCAGCGCAUCAAAGUAAACAAGUUCACGAGGAUGAGUCAAUUUCUGAAACGGUACUGGAAAACGUUUACCAUUUACCGUUGACCCCAGAUAGACAUUUACAAGCAGACUAUCAGCUGCCAUUAAACAUGGUAUCGCCACAAGAGUUCGGUCAACAAAAGUCGAAUUAUACUGAACCGUUGCUAGCCAAUGAUUCGUUAUUACAUCAAAAUGAAAUGCAAGCAGUGCCGCUGCUAGAACAACAGCCACCUCUACGAAACUGUCAAAUUUCACUUUCAGACUUCAGUGGUAAGGAGGCUCCCGUUUCGUUGUCCUCCAGCCGCUUGAAAACAACUCGAAGAUCCGUCAGACGGAGUGCGGUACUGUACAGUGAAUUCCAGUGUGACGAGUGCGGCAGCUACAGCAAAUCCCGGGCUGGUCUUAAGCAACACAAGAAGUGGAUUCAUUUCGAGGGCAGAUUCACAUGCCGGAAGUGUGGAAAGCGAUACGAAACGGCCGAAAAACUCGACCAACAUGUCAAGAAUCACAGCCAAAGCCAAAAGUCGUUCAAGUGCGAUAUCUGUCAGAAGCAGUACAUGCAUAAGAGUGAUCUCCGCCGGCAUCAGUUUUACCAUUCCGCAGAUGGAGCACCGUUCCAGUGCAGCUUAUGCGGGAAGGGAUUUAGUCGUUCGGAUAACUUGAUUCGUCACAAGAAAACCCAUUGGAGUCAGCAGAAAUCCGAGUGAAUUUGUGACUUUUCAAAUUCAAUUAAUGUGUCUGUUUAGAGAUUGUACGUCAAGACAAGACUACCACUUCAAAACGACCGACUUUGAUGUAAGGAUUAUUUUCAGAAUAUUUUAAAAUGUUCCAUAGAUUUAUUAACCCCUUGAUCUAUAAUUUAAUUUCAUAAAGAGCGGACCAAAUGCAAUGGAAAUCUUAACCAGUUACUAAUAAAAAUGACGCAAGUAAUACUACAUUGAGACGGCGAAGUUCCUCUAGGAACGUUAGUGCCAUUUAAGAGAAA